GAGAGUGAGGAUAAACGGCGCACACCAUUCUUCAGCAAGCUAAUGGACUUGAUACCGCUUAUCACGGAUUGAAUCAGACUUCUGAAACUGAGAGCUUUUUGACGUGUUUUUUUUUGCCUUUAAAUAUAUGCCACAAUUGGAGACGCUAUCUAAACGGAUCCUAUUUGAACUUGACACAUAAUGGGACAAGCAAGCACCGAUCUUGCAUUCUACAUGGAGGGACUGAGCUAAACAGGUUGCCCGGUGCCACUGUUAAGUGCAUCUUACAUGGAAGAUACGGGAGAUGCGGAAUGACUUUACGGGACCGUUUGUUCUAAGGACCACUCCGUGCGCCACUGAUCACCUGGUAGCGUUCGUUAUGAAGCUUCAUUGACUACCGCAGUUUACUAGGUUAUGUGUAGACAGAGCACUGCUCUUCAUGGAAGUUUAAUGACAAAAAGGACUGUGAAUUACAAAAAAAGAGAAUUUCCCCCCUCGCAGUUUUACUCUGAACUGCGACUGUUUGGGUUGUCAAUGGAACCAAACAUUUAUCGUGUCUGAUUUGGACGCAUCUAACGUAUCGACCGUAGGAUAUAUUUAUACUGGAAUUACCUCGCAUUUUCCUAUUGAUCAAGCAAUAUAGGGAUUGUACGGGAGAAGGCUGGGUUCAACUGCAGCCUGUGAAAACGGCAGACUCAUUCGGGUACCCUCACGCGCUAAAAGGGAUUUCUUUUGGAUACGGGCUGUGUGCGGAGUCUUCUCUCCCUUGUAUGCAAGAUUUCAUGAAUCCCCCAUUGUAACAAAGCUACACGGGGGAAAAGUGUUUGAAUCCUGGAGGUUAAAGGCAACGUUGUCCAGUAACCAUGGAUCUAAAGGAUUUUUACCUGUUGGCUGCUCUUGUUGCCUGCUUCUGGCUAGACCCUGCGAUAGCCCAAGAACUGAUCUAUCCCAUCAGGGAGGAGCUGCAGGAGAAUGUCCUCAUUGGAAACAUACCAAAGGACUUGAACAUCUCCCAUACAAAUGCUGCCACUGGAGCGAGUGCUAAUCUGGUGUACAGGCUGGUGUCGAAAGCCGGGGACAACCCUCUCCUCAGAGUUCUCAGCAGUACGGGCGAGAUCUUCACCACCUCCAACCGUAUCGACAGGGAGAGGCUCUGCCCCGGUCCCUCCUUCGAGGAGAGCGAGUGCUCCUUCGAGAUCGAGGUGGUCAUCCUACCCAACGACUACUUCCGGCUGAUCAAAAUCAAGAUCGUCGUCAAGGACACCAACGACAACGCGCCCAUGUUCCCCUCCCCCGUCAUCAACAUCUCCAUCCCGGAGAACACGCUCAUCAACAGCCGCUUCGCCAUCCCCUCCGCCACCGACCCCGACACGGGGCCCAACAGCGUCCACAAGUACGAGCUGGUGAACGGCCAGAGCGCCUUCGGCCUGGACAUCGUAGAGACGCCCGAGGGAGAGAAGUGGCCGCAGCUCAUCGUGCAGCAGAACUUGGACCGCGAGCAGAAGGACACGUACGUGAUGAAGAUCAAGGUGGAGGACGGCGGAAGCCCCCAGAAGUCCAGCACGGCCAUCCUCCAGGUUACCGUCACCGACGUCAACGACAACAGACCCGUGUUCAAAGAGAGUCAGAUGGAGGCGCACAUUCCCGAGAAUUCCCCCAUCGGCACGUCCGUGGUCCAGCUCCAGGCUACGGACGCAGAUGUGGGGGCUAACGCAGAGAUCAGAUACGUGUUUGGGACCCAGGUGUCUCCUGCCACUAAGAGACUCUUCGCAUUGAACACCACGUCCGGCCUUAUCACCGUGCAGAGGCCUCUGGACAGGGAGGAGACGGCCAUACACAAGCUGUCUGUGCUGGCUAGCGACGGCAGCUCCAGUCCUGCCAGAGCCACCAUCACCAUCAACGUGACGGAUGUGAAUGACAAUCCACCCAACGUGGACCUGAGGUAUAUUAUUAGCCCCAUCAACGGCACUGUGUUCCUCUCUGAAAAGGAUCCUAUCAAUACUAAGAUUGCCUUGAUUACAGUGUCAGACAAGGACACUGACGUCAACGGCAAGGUAAUUUGUUUCAUCGAGAAGGACGUCCCCUUUCACCUCAAAGCGGUUUACGACAACCAGUAUCUACUGGAGACCUCUGCAUUGCUUGAUUAUGAGGGGACAAAAGAAUACAAUUUUAAAAUUGUGGCCUCUGACUCAGGGAAACCCAGCUUGAAUCAGACUGCCUUGGUCCGAGUGAGGCUCGAAGAUGAGAAUGACAACCCACCAAUUUUCACCCAGCCUGUUAUCGAGCUGUCUUUUUUGGAAAACAACAAACGGGAUCUUUUUCUCACUACCCUGAGCGCUACUGACGAAGACAACGGUAAAAAUGCAGAGAUAGUCUAUCAACUGGGGCCCAACGCCUCUUUCUUCGAUCUUGAUCGUAAAACAGGGGUCCUGACGGCAUCCAGGGUUUUCGACCGAGAGGAGCAGGAGAGGUACCUGUUUACAGUCACCGCUCGGGACAACGGGACCCCUCCCCUCCAGAGCCAGGCAGCUGUCAUCGUCACCAUAAUGGACGAGAACGACAACAACCCCAAAUUCACCCACAACCACUUUCAGUUCUUCGUGUCGGAGAACCUGCCCAAAUACAGCACGGUGGGGGUGAUCACCGUGACGGAUUCGGACGCCGGGGAGAACGCGGCGGUUUCGCUCUCCAUCCUGAACGACAACGAGAACUUCAUCCUGGACCCUUACUCCGGGGUCAUCAAGUCCAACGUGUCCUUCGACAGGGAGCAGCAGAGCUCGUACACCUUCGACGUCAGGGCGGUGGACAGCGGUCGUCCACCGUGUUCCUCCGCCGCCAAGGUCACGAUCAACGUCAUCGACGUCAACGACAACAUCCCCAUCGUGAUUUACCCUCCGUCCAACACCUCCUUCAAGCUGGUGCCCCUCUCCUCCAUCCCGGGGUCAGUGGUGGCGGAGGUGUUCGCCGUGGACGGAGACACGGGCAUGAACGCCGAGCUCAAGUACACCAUCGUCAGCGGCAACAACAAGGGGUUGUUCAGGAUCGACCCGGUGACCGGGAACAUCACCCUGGAGGAGAAGCCGGUCGUGUCGGACAUCGGUCUCCACAGGCUAGUGGUGAACAUCAGCGACCUGGGAUACCCCAAAUCUCUCCACACUCUGGUUCUGGUCUUCCUGUACGUGAAUGACACUGUGGGCAACGCCACGUUCAUCUACGAGCUCAUACGACGCACCAUGGAGACCCCUCUGGACAGGAACAUAGGGGAGAGCAGCGAGACGUACCAGAGCGGGGACUACUUGACCAUAAUGAUCGCCAUGGUAGCGGGCGUCAUGGUGGUGGUCGUGGUGAUCUUCGUCACGGUGAUGCUGCGCUGCCGGCACGCCUCGCGCUUUAAGGCGGCGCAGAGGAAGAAGCAAGGCGCCGAGUGGAUGUCGCCCAACACGGAGAACAAGCAGAACAAGAAGAAGAAGCGGAAGAAAAGGAAGUCGCCCAAGAGCUCGCUGCUCAACUUCGUCACCAUCGAGGAGAACAAGCCCGACGACCCGGCCCACGAGCCCAUCAACGGCACCAUCAGCCUGCCCGCCGAGCUGGAGGAGCAGGGCAUGGGUCGCUUCGACUGGAACGCCACGCCCACCAGCACCUUCAAACCCAGCAGCCCAGACCUGGCCCGGCACUACAAGUCCGCCUCGCCGCAGUCUGCCUUCCACCUCAAGGCCGACACUCCGGUCUCCGUGAAGAAGCACCACGUGAUUCAGGAGCUCCCAUUGGACAAUACCUUUGUCGGGGGUUGUGACACCCUCUCCAAGAGAUCGUCCACCAGCUCAGACCACUUCAGUGCCUCAGAGUGCAGCUCACAAGGAGGGUUCAAGACGAAAGGGCCCAUGCACACCAGACAGCAGGGAACUCUAACACGCGCCAGAACGGAACUCAACCCUGAGUACUUGGACCUGCGUUCACGGGCUGAGCUGAAUCCUGAGUACUGGACGCCGUGCACUCCUCUAUCGCAGCGGCGAGUCACGUUCCACCUGCCGGACGGCUCCCAGGAGAGCUGCAGUGACAGCGGUCUGGGAGAGCAUGAGCCUGUGGGCAGUGGCACCCUCCUCACACACCCUCUCCCUCUGGUUCAGGCGCAGGACCACUUCUACGAACAGGCCUCCCCCGACAAGAGGACCGAAGCCGACGGUAACUCCGAUCCCAACUCUGAUGGGCCCCUAGGGCCUAGAGGCCUGGUGGAGGCUACGGAGAUGUGCACACAGGAAUGCCUGGUGUUGGGCCACUCAGACAACUGCUGGAUGCCUCCCACCCUCACCUCCUACCAGGCCAAGUCCCCUGUGGCCAGCUUCGCCUCCCCCAAAGAGUGGGGCCCCAAAGACAAACUCCUCAACGGUCACACCCUGACCCGGACCUGGAAAAACGACGGAGGGCGGGACCAGUUUGGGGACAGGAAGCAGUUCGGGAGCGGUGAGGGACACUUCAACAGCCCUGGUCACAUGGCUGACAUCCCAUUGGCCAGCCUGAAGUCUUAUCAGCCAACCACUGGGCCAGAAAGCCCCAAGGAGCAGCAGCUAUAGGAAGUGUCAUGGUUUAGCUCCACUCUCUCACAUCUGAACACUGCAGAUGCUGCUUACGCUACACACAUGCUCGGCUUGUCUGUUUUCUUUCCUAAGUUGUUUUAUCUCAUUGAAGUUGACGCUUCAGCAGUGUAAUAGUUACAUGUACCAUGUAGGACAAUAGACUAGAGCUUAUGCAGUGUGUGCUAUGGUCCGACUUUUACGAUGGCGCAAGACAGGUUUUCGCAUCCCGUCUCAUUUGGUUGAAGGAUUUCCUCAAACAGACUUUUCUUUUUAUUACUUUACAUGUUCUUCACUUCCGGACAAACAGGUGGAAAAAAGGUACUUUUUGCAAAUGAAGGAAAUGAAGAUUGAGUGCAUUUAUUCAACCGAUAAACUCUAUUAAGGCUGACCAAUAUAUUCCAAUAUUGUGACGUGUUUGUUAUUGAGUUGUUCGGGACUAUAUUAACCUAUACAAUCAAAGAAAAAUGGAGUUAUAAUUAAGAAAGCGUUCUUAUAACACUGUUAGUGGACUCUUGUAUAGUCUGUCAUUGUCCCUGUGUUUGUAAAUAGGACUUACUACUAACCAAUUUUAUGUACCUGUAAUAAUCACAUGGAAUAGAUCAUGGAUCGUGACUGUUGUCCAUCAUGCUUUGGGGUUUUGGUCCUGUGUGUCGUCUCUUGGCAAUGGCUUGAGAAAGGGUGGUCAUCGAGUUGUAAACCAAGUGUAAAGUUUCAGGCUCUCAAAAAAAAAAAAAAAAAAAAGAAA
Messenger RNA from Osmerus eperlanus (European smelt), 5298 nucleotides. RefSeq names its product protocadherin-9. The coding region runs from base 843 to 4550 and encodes 1235 amino acids. The record is from RefSeq and is a predicted model, not a curated record. Gene Ontology annotation, biological process: homophilic cell-cell adhesion. Gene Ontology annotation, molecular function: calcium ion binding. The transcript has 5 exons. Gene Ontology annotation, cellular component: plasma membrane. Lineage: Eukaryota; Metazoa; Chordata; Actinopteri; Osmeriformes; Osmeridae.